Messenger RNA from Tachysurus vachellii, 5482 nucleotides. It is a transcript of the gene dpp6b, whose product is annotated as dipeptidyl-peptidase 6b. Gene Ontology annotation, molecular function: serine-type peptidase activity; dipeptidyl-peptidase activity. NCBI's taxonomy places the organism in Eukaryota, Metazoa, Chordata, Actinopteri, Siluriformes, Bagridae. The record is from RefSeq and is a predicted model, not a curated record. Gene Ontology annotation, biological process: proteolysis. The transcript has 26 exons. Bases 486 to 3008 code for a protein of 840 amino acids.
GAGAUCAGGGCUCGAGCUCACUUCUCAUGCACGUCGCGUCGCCUGGCUGCAUCUGGACAUCCUCCCUCUCUCUCUCUCUCUCUCUCUCUCUCUCUCUCUCUCUCUCUCUCUCUCUCUCUCUGUGUGUGUGUGAGUGCACGUUCCACGUUCUGUGUGCGCGCGCGCGAGAAAGAGUGUAGUGGAAAUACAGUGCAUGUGCAUGAGAGACAAGACUGAGAUGAGGAACGUGCACUGAAUCAAAAUCAGACACUCGGAUAGGACAGUGUCCGAUGCUCGACUGAUUGGAUAUUGGGGGAGAAAGGAAACAGCAGUGCAUGAAUUAAACAGCGUCCCUGCGCGUGCAUCCGGUGAAGAGAUAGAGAGAGCGAGAGAGAGAGAGAGAGAGAGAGAGAGCAACUCACAUGCACUAGCGUUAUUUAGUCGUAUUUGGGUUUUUUUUGUUUGUGUUUACACACACACACACAUACACACACACACUUGCACUCAUGGCUUCGCUGUACCAAAGGUUCACGGGAAAAAUCAACACUAGUGCAUCUUUCCCCGGUCCCCCGGAGGCCAGCCGUCUGCUCGGUGCGCGUGAGAAGGCGACCAGGAGUCCGGAGCCCGAGCACCGACGCGGGACCGCGCGCGAGGACGAGGACGAGCUGGUGGGGAUCACUCCUACUCAGAGGAACUGGAAGGGAAUAGCCAUCGCACUGCUGGUCAUCCUCUUCAUCUGCUCUUUGAUCAUCACCUCCGUUAUCCUGCUCACUCCACGUGAGGAUGACAGCUUGGCCUCCAAGAAGAAAGUUACAGUGGAGGAUCUGUUCAGCUCGGAGCUUCAGGUUCACGACCCCCAGGCCAGGUGGCUCAGCGACACAGAGCUGCUGUACCGGAACCAAGAUGGAGAUGUGCUCCUGCUGGACGUGGAGAACAACAGCACACGAGUUCUGGUGGAGAACAAGAUGUUUGAGACGUAUAAAGCCAGCAAAUACCAAGUGUCUCCUGAUCUAACUCAUGUUCUACUGGCCUACAACAUUGUUCCUCUGUACCGAUUCUCCUACACGGCCUCCUACAUCAUAUGCAGCCUGAAAACUCCGGAGACGACGGUUUUAUCGGCUCCUGAAGUGCAGAACACAACGCUGCAGUUUGCUGGAUGGGGUCCCAAAGGCCAACAACUGAUCUUCAUCUUUGAGAACAACAUCUACUACCAAGACAAUGUGAAGGUCAAACCCAUCCGCCUGGUCACUACAGGACGAGAGGGCGUGGUCUUUAACGGACUCACCGACUGGCUGUACGAAGAGGAGAUCUUCAGGUCUCACGCUGCACACUGGUGGUCCCCAGAUGGUCUCAGGCUUGCGUACGCCACCAUCAACGACACUCUGGUGCCCAGGAUGGAACUGCCCAUGUUCACGGGUGGCCUGUACCCCGGCGCUCAGGAGUACCGCUACCCUAAAGCAGGAGAGGAGAAUCCUGAGGUCUACGUGUCAGUGGCGAGUCUGAUCGGACCUCUACACACAGUCCGCAUGAAGAAGCCUGAGGACCCCAGGAUCGGGAAGGAGUAUUACAUUACCAUGGUGAAGUGGGCCACCAGCACCAAACUGGCCAUCAACUGGCUGAACCGAGCACAGAACAACUCCAUCCUCACCCUGUGUGAAGCCACCACCGGGAUCUGCACUAAGAAACAUGAGGAUGAGAGUGAGAGCUGGCUGCACAGACAGAAUGAAGCUCCACUGUUCUCCAGAGAUGGCCUCAGGUUUUUCUUCACCCGCGCAGUACCACAGGGGGGUCGAGGGAAGUUCUACCACAUCUCUAUGUCCACCUCACAGCCCAACAGUAGCUCAGACACGCUGCAGUCUUUGACGUCAGGUGAUUGGGACGUUACAGAGAUUUUGGCAUACAAUGAGUACACACAGCUGGUAUAUUUCCUGAGCACAGAAGACGAUCCGAAACGACGACACCUGUACAGUGCCUACACCACAGGCUCGUUUAACCGCCGCUGUCUGUCGUGUGAGUUCAGCUGUGGCUUUGUCAGUGGCUCGUUCAGCUCCGACACAAACUACUUCCUCCUCAACUGUAAAGGUCCUACGGUUCCCUACACGGCCGUCUACAGCACGCGAGACCGACUCUAUCAGAAGCUGCUGGAUGUGGAGAAGAACGACAUGCUGAGCUCCACCAUCAGCUCCAUGCAGAUGCCCCGAGUGGAGUAUCAGGAAAUCACCAUCGACGACUACACUCUGACCAUCCAGAUCCUGAAACCUGCAGCUUUCACAGACACGGCACAUUACCCCUUACUGCUGUUGGUUGACGGCACCCCCGGUGGUCAGAUGGUAACGGAGCAGUUCCAGGUGGACUGGGCGACGGUGUUGGUGAGCUCCUACAGCACCAUCGUGAUGCGUUUCGAUGGGAGGGGCAGCGGCUUUCAGGGCACCAACCUGCUGCACCGGAUCAAGAGGAAACUCGGCGAGAUUGAGGAGAUCGACCAACUGGAGGCGCUCAGCAUCAUAACUAAAGAGUCGUACAUCGACAAGACCAGGAUCGGAGUGUAUGGACGGGUGUACGGUGGAUAUCUCGCCAGUCUGUUGCUGAGCUCCGACGACUCGCUCUUCAAGUACAACGUUAAAGUGAAAUGCGGAGCCGCCGUCUCUCCCAUCACAGACUUCAGUCUCUACGCCUCGGCGUUCUCCGAGCGCUAUUUAGGGUCUCCUCGAGCCAAUCCCCGAGUGUAUGAGACGUCCAGUUUAGCUCAUCGAGCAGGUCAGCUGGAGGACAAGAGCUUUUUAAUUAUUCACCCGACAGCAGACGAAAACGUCCACUUCCAGCACACGGCUAAAUUCAUCAACUAUUUAAUAAAUAAAAAGGCCAAUUACACACUGCAGAUCUACCCUGACGAGGGGCACUUGCUGCAGUCGGAGGUUUCUCGGCAGCACUUGGAUCAGUCGCUCGUCAGCUUCUUCGAGGUGUGUUUCAGGCCGCCGGAGAUCCUCAGCGAGGACGAGAUGGAGCAGGAGGACGAGGACGACAGCUAAACGCAACCUGCAACUUGUUUCUCUAAAAAAAAUUUAUAAUAAAUAAAACCUGCAUCAUGUAAUUCUUCUCCUUCAUCAUCAUCAUCAUCAUCUCCAUCUGGGACGACGCAUCUGCAUGGACCCGAUCGCACCUCGCCUCUGAAAGCAGGAGAGCGAGAGAGAGAGAGAGAGAGAGAGAGAGAUUCUUUGUCCCUUCCUCCCUGCUGAAGCUGAGCAGCGCCCCGGUGUGGACGGAGGCGGUAGAGACGCAGCUGUGAGGAGAAAUAUAGCACAAGACGCCACAGAGCAGAGCAGGACGUUUGCACACCAUGUUCAUCUCCCUCAUUACUACAGAAUAACCUGCACCUGUCUCCUCUUCCUCCUCCUCAUAAGCUUUAUCAUCAUCAUCAUCAUCAUCAUCAUCAUCAUCACGUCUGUUCAACCUCAGAAUCACAGCAGAACUAAACUGUAGCACUCUUAUACAAAUGACUUUAAAGGGAACGUUCAGUCUUUAUCUUUAGCACUAAAACAUCGGUCCUGGUGUCGGUCCUUCGGUCCACGUCCUCGCUGUUCUGAACAGACAGCUUCAUUUUAGCCCAAAGUGAAAUGUUAUCAAUCGCAUCAAUACAGUUCCAUGUUUGGGAGGCGGGGCCUAGAGGGGCGGAGUCACCAGAAAUGAACAGACAGAGAAUAAUCAGAAUUUUACUUAGCAUAUAAAAUCCAGCGUGGAGCCACUUGCUAAUAACGGUCCAACCAAACGGCUCACCGUCCCGCCUUCUUGUCCUCAGAUCGCCAUAGCAACGGAUGGUAAUAGUAACGUUACAGUAUUAGAGAUGGACACUAAAGCUUUGCUGAUGUUAAUAGACACAGUGGAAGUCAGACUGAGCCACAGACAGCCACAUUAGCCUUGUAGCUUCAGUGCAAAACUCGUCACCACACGUAUCCUGGAACAUAAGGAAACAUCCAGACUUUAAAGCUGAAGCUCUUCACGGUUCCUUUGUUUCGUCCUUCGUCCUGUUUCAGUCCAGGGUUUAGGUUUAGGGCUUAGGGUUUGGGGUUUAGGUCUUAGGUGUUAGGGCUUAGGGUUUGGGGUUUAGGUCUUAGGUGUUAGGGCUUAGGGUUUGGGGUUUAGGGCUUAGGUGUUAGGGCUUAGGGUUUAGGGCUCAGGGUUUAGGGCUUAGGGUUUAGGGCUUAAGGUUUAGGGUUUAGGGCUUAGGGUUUAGGGCUUAGGGUUUGGGGUUUAGGGCUUAGGUGUUAGGGCUUAGGGUUUAGGGCUUAGGGUUUAGGGCUUAGGGUUUGGGGCUUAGGGUUUGGGGCUUAGGGCUUAGGGUUUAGGGUUUAGGGCUUAGGGCUUAGGGUUUGGGGCUUAGGGCAGCAUUGUGUUCUUCUGAUUUGUGAGUUCAGGUUAAUGAUCAAUGUGAUUUUAAACAUUACAUUCAUGCAGCAGAGGAAAUAAAACAGUCUAAUAUUAUUUUAGUCACUGUGCCUUACUGGAGUAAAGCUGUAACACACACACACACACACACACACACACACACACACACACAGCAGUAUGAUCAGACCGGGCUGGGAGAUACACUCUCCCACUCACUCACUCAGACCUGCCGCUGUUCCAGUCACCAGUUCACAUGAAGGUCAAACAGUUUCCUUAAACUUUACUGUAGAUUUAAGAAGCUACUACAUCAGUCUGUACAUCACUACAAACCGUAUAGAGAGUGCAGUCAAUAAAACUAGUCCACUGUGGAGGUGUUUUGAAGCCCCGCCCCCUUUUCCCCACCCCACCUGUCGUUAUUUAUCUCUCCAUCCGUCUCCUUUCCUUCGUCCUCCCUCUGUUUGCUAACGGAUCGAUGUGUUUUUCUGACUGAAGGCUAAAGAGCACUCAGCUUUUUUUUUAGCAGGACAACAAAGUAUCAGCUCUAAUGCUUCUACUGAUCAGUGUAGAAAAAAGAAGGAAAGAAAGAAAGAUUGACGUUUUAAGAAAGGGAUGACGAGCGAAACGUCAAAGUCUGUAAUCAAACUGUAGGAUUAUUUUUUUUCUGACUGAACCUGGUGAGCAGGUCUGAGUGUGUGGAAGCUCAGCACCAGGAGACUCACGUGUGGUAUCACCAUCGUACACGUGUCCCUGUAGCUGACCAGCUGCUGUAGUUACCGUGUAGUGAAACAGGAACCGCGUCGACGCUCAGAAGGAUUGUGCUUUUUUUUCUUUGUUUUGUACAAAAUGUUGCUUAGUUUUGUUUGUUUUUGUUAAACCCAGCAUGUUCGGAGGUGAUGUGUGUGUCUGAUGGUUUUGGGCCCCUCUGUAUUUUCUCUCUGUAUUCGUGUUGUACUUUUCCCCCCCCACAGUUCGACGUGUCUCUGUGGUUCCACUGUGACGUUUCUGUGCUGAAAGAGAAGCUCAAAGUGCUCACGUGUCACUGUACAGACGUGGAAAUGAUGCCGCAGACGUUCUGUUGCUCUGAUGUGUGUAACUUGUACAUAAAGCAUUUUAAAAGCUU